AUGACACGCCACGCUAAAGCCCACGAGGGUGUAAAAUUUCUGUGCGCACUAUGUCCAAAAAUGUUUUCACGUAAAGACAAGUGGGCUACCCACGUUAAAAUUGUUCACCACGAAGGAAGAGUCACCGCACCAGCUUUCACCUCUCAGGCCGGACCGUCAACCGCCCCGCAGAAUACUGUAGCCCCGAAACCUGUCGCCAGCCCAUCGAAAACACAAUGGACAACAGACGAGGAGGACGAUAAACUUUUUAUGGACUUUGAUAUGGACAUUGACAACAGUAAGUUUUUUUUAUUUUACCCCGCCACAUAA
This is a messenger RNA of Cinara cedri, 309 nucleotides long. NCBI's taxonomy places the organism in Eukaryota, Metazoa, Arthropoda, Insecta, Hemiptera, Aphididae. The record is from the annotation of a GenBank genome assembly.